CACCCGCUGCCAGUCCUGCUGCCAGCUCAGAUCACAUACACCACUUCAGGCCACACCUUCCAUACCCUGGGCCAGAUCACCGCGUGUAAACGGCCGCUUCGACCGAUGACGACACGCUGCAACUACGAGUCGGUAGCACCUCAGGGCCCGCUUUGCCCGCUGACCGACAUCCUCCUUGAUGGCCCGGCGAUCGACCUCGCUGCGAAAACCCCCAACAGCAUAGCCUUCGCCAGCAGGUAGUCAUGGGCACCUGGACGAGUUUCCUCCUGGCCUACCUCCUGGGUGGCGUCACAUUCCUGCCGAUACUCGUCAUCCUCGUCCUCCUGCACGCUCAUCUCACGUUCCCGGUCCUCGAGCCUGAAGGAGCGACGCCAUUGCGUAAAGAGAGCGACAUCGUCCAGCCUGGCGACGACACCGAUGCGCUUGACUCUUACACCUCGCAGAAGUCGCCAAAGCCAACAUUUGCCGCAGGCAACGACGUCGCCUCAGGCUACUUUGCAGUAUGCCGUGACUACACCCCCAUGGGCAUUACUGCCAAGCCCAUCGAGCGUGUCUCUCCGGCCGGCUCGACAACGGUCGCCGCCCCGAGUCAGAGCGUGUAUCAAUCCAUGUACAAAAGCAUAUUCGACAGGAAACAAGGACCCGGCCCGUUGGACGACAACAAGGCGCUUAGCCAGCGUCCAAAAAGAGCAGGCAAUGUGUUCUUUGUCGUGCUGAGACACGGGCAUAUCAUGCUCUUUGACGAUGAGGAGCAGCUCGAGGUGCGCCACGUCAUAUCGCUGGCCCACCAUGAUAUUAGCAUUUACUCGGGAGAACAAGCCACCCCGGAAGGCGAGCUGUUUAUCAAGCGCAAUGCCCUGCGGCUCGCACGCAAGACGGCCAACAAAAUCCUGACUCCAGAUACCCAAGUCUCCAAGCCGUUCUAUCUGUUCUCGGAGAACUGCUCGGCCAAGGAAGACUUCUACUUUUCAUUACUCAAAAACCAGGAGCAGACCUUUGGAGGGCCUGGCUCUGCCCCCAAGCCCAGGACGUUUGACGUCAAGAACAUCAUCUCGCUUGUACAGAGGCUCCACUCCAAUGAGGAACAGAUGCAAACACGUUGGCUCAACGCACUCAUCGGGAGGAUAUUCCUCGGCAUUCAUGGGACCAAAGACAUCGAGAACUCGAUCCGGGAGAAACUCACGAAGAAGAUCUCCCGCGUCCAGCGUCCCAACUUUCUGACCAGGAUCGAGAUUCGCAAUAUCGACACAGGGGACUCGGCGCCAUUCAUCACGAACCCCCGGCUCAAAGACCUGAACGUGGAAGGAGAAUAUGUUAUGGAAGCCGACAUCAAGUAUACAGGCAAUUUCAGGCUCGAGGUGGCUGCUGUGGCUCGAAUCGACCUUGGGAAAACCUUGAAAGCCCGCGAGGUCAACCUCGUACUCGCCGUUGUGCUAAAGAAGCUCGAGGGUCACAUUUUUUUCAAGAUCAAGCCGCCUCCAAGUAAUCGGAUAUGGUUCUCCUUCCAGUCCAUGCCAAAGAUGGAGAUGUCAAUUGAACCAAUCGUCAGCUCGAGGCAGAUUACAUACACCGUCAUUCUGCGACAGAUAGAGAACAGAAUCAAGGAAGUUAUGGCGGAGACACUCGUGGCGCCUUUCUGGGAUGACGUCCCGUUCUUCAGCACCGAGCACAAGCAAUGGAGAGGAGGAAUAUUCGAGGGCGAUGACGCCGUUGAGCAUGCGAAGGAUCACGAGCAGGUCGCCGCUCAGUUGGGCCAGGUAGACGAGGUCGCACGAGUUGAAGACUCGCCAAACGCUCCUUCUUCCCCCGAACUACCACCAGCCGAGGCUAGCCAUAAUUUGCCCAAUCUGGAUGGCUCACAUACUUCGGGUUUCUGGAACCGCAAACUCACACCUAGAAAGACACACGGCAUCGCAGGAAACCAUCACGCUGCUUCAGUCUCUGCCACGGAGCUGGACACCGGCAGUACUCAGACUCAGACUUCGGCACCAGAGCCACCCCGAGUUAUGAGGACAGCUUCAUUUUCGGCAUCUACCCCUGUGGUUGGCACCGAUCCCACACACGCAGAUACGUCCAAGACGAGUUUCGCCAAGGAUCGAGGGACGGCAGCGAUCUCCAUGGCCAGCAUUUCAGCUCGCUCUCAGAACUCCACUCCUGGUCACACGCCCGUCGGAUCACCUUCCAAGGGCUCCUUGAUGGAUAUGGCUGUGAGCCACUCGAAUUCCUCGUCAGAGCAGAAUCUUGUGGAUCCCUACCAGGACGAUUACACUAAACCCGGCCGGCGCGGCACUAUAUCGUCUAUUGGCAGUACACACAGUCAAUCAAGCGACAACGGCGGCACUACCGACCCGUCCAGCGCAUCAACUCGGUCUGUGCUCAGCGGCACCGGCUCAAUCGGAAAGGGAUUCUUUGGGCGUAGAGAGACUGGACUGUCUUCGCACACACAUGAGAUGUUGAGUGAUAAACGAACCAACACUCUCGCGGCGGUGUCUAGUGCAGCUGCAAGUGCCAAACGUUGGGGCUGGAACGCAAUACAGCGGCAGGCUGAGCGGUCAGCUAAUGGGCGCAAGCUCUCUGAUCCGCCUUUGGAUCUGAAUCAACCUAUGGGACGAGGCCAACCACUGCCUCCACCUGGCACUCCGCUGCCGAUGCCUGGUCAAAAAAUACAACCAAUUACUGUCCCGAGGAGAAAGCCCGUCUCGGCAAAUGCCUCGCCCAGGAUGGACAGUGUCGAGGAGUUUAAGGGCGAACAGCUCGCGCCCCCUACGCAGCCGCCCAUGACACGACGGAGACGUAUAUCUGAACACUGGGGACAUGACAUGCCUGAGGAGAAUGACCUCGUCGUUGAAGCGCCAAACGAAUCGAACCCGACGACGCCGCUGCAUGAAGUGCCUGCGGAUUAUGGCGGGCACUGGACGGACGAGAUUGCAGAGGCUCCGGCUGCCGACACGAGGACGACAAGCAGUGAUUCCGUGACCGUCGCGUCGUCACGGUCCAGCCAGGUCGAACCUGCAAGCCAGACCUCGAUGGGAAGCACAACGGAGGUGCCUCCGUCAUUACCUGCGCGGAAAAGCCUGGUGCAGGACGACGACGAGGACGGCUUCUCGAGCUGGAUGGACAACGGGGAGGAGCCUCCGAGUGUGAACCCCGGUGUGGUUGGGGCAUGAGCGACCGUACCCUGGGGGGGCCGUCGCGGCUGACAUGAAAGUAAUCAUUCUGGGAGUUUUGGAUACCAGCGGCGCAAUGGAAGGGAGGUCUUCCCGUGAUUUGAUAAACCUCGAUAGCUUCAUAAGCUGAAUACAAGAAGAAAGGCAGAGAAUAGAUAAAGCCUGUCUCACAUGAGUCGUACCAGUUCUAGAAUGGAAUCCACCACAGAUGGCACCCAGCCGAG
Molecule: messenger RNA, 3391 nt
Organism: Microdochium trichocladiopsis
Lineage: Eukaryota; Fungi; Ascomycota; Sordariomycetes; Xylariales; Microdochiaceae
Exons: 2
Coding region: 243-3167 (974 amino acids)
Biological process (GO): phospholipid transport
Cellular component (GO): endoplasmic reticulum; ERMES complex
Molecular function (GO): lipid binding
Source: RefSeq, a predicted model, not a curated record